AGCGGGCGUUCGGAGCUGCGGAGCGAGGCUCUCAGCGGCGCGCGGAAAGUCUCUGCACGGCUUUUUUUGGUGAUUUUGGGUUUUUUAUUGCAUUUUUUUUUCCUCUCGCGCUGCGCUGUUUGGGGAGCGCGCGGAUGGAGAAUGGAUGCGUUUGAGCAGCCGUGAAGACCACAGUCCUCGCGCUUUGCGGCUCUCUCGCCUCUCGCGCGCGCUCUUUUCGUCCUGUUGUGCUCGGAGUUGAUGCGCUGAGGACUCCGCGCGCUGUGGGUUAAUACUCGGGGACCCGCUGCUGCCGCUGUCCGGUCCCGCUAUGGCGCGCGCCGGUGCUGUGCGGAGUGUCGCGCGCAUCGCCGUGUGGCUUUGCCUCGUGCUCGGAUGCUCGGGAGCGCAGGGUUCUGAGUCCCCGCGGGGCUUCGUGGAGCUGCGUUUUGUGCUUGAGCCCCAGGACGUGGUGACAGUUCGAGGGGGCGUAUUGCAGCUGGACUGCCAGGCGCGGUCAGACCAGGGCCUCCCCAUCAUCUCCUGGAAAAAGGAUGGCGUCCUGCUGAGCUCAGUGGUGGAUGAGCGCAGGCAGCAGCUGGCCAACGGCUCGCUUCUGGUGCAAAAUGUUGUGCACUCGCGGCACCACCGGCCUGACGAGGGGUCCUACCAGUGCCUGGCCACCCUGGAGGGCGUCGGAGCGAUCGUCAGCCGGACAGCUAAGGUUACGGUCUCUGGUCCUCUCCGGGUGGUGGUCCCCACUGAGUCCGUCUCGUCGUUCAUGGGCGAUACGGCACUGCUACGCUGUGAGGUAACAGGAGAGCCGAUGCCGGUGGUCCGCUGGCAGAAGAACCGUGUAGACCUCCCCAACGCUUUUGACCUGGACAGCCGGGUGGUGGUGCUGCCGUCUGGCUCACUGCAAGUCAGCAGGGUCCAGCCGCCGGACUCCGCCACAUAUCGCUGCCUGGCAGAAAAUCCAGGGAGUGCCCGCACAGGCACCGAUGCUGACCUGAGGGUUUUGCCUGAGCCUGGAGUGGUGAGGAACCUAGUGUUCCUCCAAAGGCCGAUGAAGAUCACAGCUCUACAGGGCAAAGACGCUGUUCUGGAAUGUUCCGGCUCCGGGUACCCCACCCCCUCCUUCUACUGGAUGAGGGGCAACGAGAUGAUCCAGAGCAGAUCGAGAAAGUACUCGCUGCUGGGUGGCAGCAACCUCCUGAUCAGCAGCGUGACGGACGACGACUCCGGCACCUACAGCUGCGUGGCCUACAACAAAAAUGAAAACAUCACCUCGUCCUGUGAGCUCUCCGUACUGGUUCCUCCCCAGUUCCUGAACUAUCCCUCCAACACGUACGCGUACGAAAGCACGGACAUAGAGAUGGAGUGUGCGGUGACCGGAAACCCCCAGCCCAGCGUCCACUGGGUGAAGAACGGAGAGGUGGUCAUCCCCAGCGACUACUUUCAGAUCGUGGAGGGUGGCAACCUGCAGAUUCUGGGGCUAGUGCGCUCCGACGAGGGAUUCUACCAGUGCGUGGCGGAGAACGAAGCGGGAAAUGCCCUGGCGAUGGCGCAGCUCAUCCUGCUAGAGCCAGUUGUCCCGAGCUCAGGCGCCCUCCCCUCCGCCCCCCGUGACGUGGCCCCUGUCCUAGUGUCCAGUCGCUUCACGCGCCUUGGCUGGCGCCCUCCGCUGGAGACGCACGGAACCAUCCUCACCUACGGGGUCUUCUACUCCCAGGAGGGAAUUAACAGAGAGCGUUCAGUAAACGUGUCGGAGCCAGACAGUCUCCAGCUGACCGUGAGCAAUCUGAAGCCCGAGGCAGUGUACACUAUCAGGGUAGUAGCCUACAACGAGCUCGGCCCAGGAGAAAGCUCUGAGCCAAUCCGGCUGACCACACAACCUGAGCUUCAGGUUCCUGGUCCUGUUGAGAACCUCCAGGCGGAGGCGACAUCCCCCACCUCUAUUCAGGCGUCCUGGGACCCUCCAGCUUACGGUAACGGCCCCAUCCAAGGCUACCGGCUCCUGUGGACUGAGAUGUCCAGCGGCAAAGAACAGAGUGUGGAGGUUCUUGGCCAGAGCUACAGGAUGGAGGGUCUGAAGAAGUUUGCGGAGUAUUCUUUACGCGUGCUGGCGCUGAACCGCCACGGACCAGGCAUCAGCACUGACGAAAUGGUCAUCACCACCCUGUCUGACCUUCCAGGUGCUGCUCCCCAGAACAUUUCUUUGGAGGUGAUCUACUCACGGAGUAUUAAGGUGAGCUGGCAGCCUCCCCCGGCCAGCGCGCAGAACGGCUUCAUCACCGGCUACAAAAUCCGCUAUCGCAAAACCGGCCGCCGUGGCGAGCAGGAGGCCAUCGAACCCAACAACCUCUGGUAUCUCUUCACCGGGCUGGAAAAAGGCAGCCAGUACAGCUUCCAAGUGGCAGCCAUGACAGUCAAUGGCACUGGUCCAAGCAGUGAAUGGUUCACAGCCGAAACUCCGGAGAACGACCUCGAUGAAACUCAGGUCCCGAACCAGCCGAGCUCUCUGCAUGUCCGUCCACUCCCCAACAGCAUCAUCAUGAGCUGGACACCCCCGCUGAACCCCAACAUUCUGGUCAGGGGCUACAUCAUUGGAUAUGGGGUUGGCAGCCCUUAUGCUGAGACGGUUCGAGUGGACAGUAAGCAGCGAUACUACUCUAUCGAAAACUUGGAGCCCAGCUCACACUAUGUGAUCUCCCUCAAGGCCUUCAAUAAUGCAGGAGAAGGAGUGCCCCUGUAUGAAAGUGCUGUGACCAGAUCGAUGUCAGACCCUGUCGACCCAUCAGACGAUGAUUUGUUCCAUCUUUUUGAUAAAUUCCCCACCCCCAUCCCAGAUACGUCCACUCCCAUGAUCCCCCCUGUAGGCGUGCAGGCUGUGGCGCUGACCUCAGACUCGGUCAGGGUCAGCUGGGCUGACAACUCCAUCAGCAAGAACCAGAAAUCCAGUGAAGUUCGCUACUACAGCGUCAAGUGGAAAACUAGCCACUCCACCAGCGGCAAAUACAAGUCGGCAGACACCACGGCACUGAGCCACACUGUGACUGGUCUGAAACCCAACACCAUGUAUGAGUUUGCUGUCAUGGUAACCAAAGGCCGCAAGUCCAGCACCUGGAGUAUGACCGCCCAUGCCACCACCUAUGAAGCAGCACCGAGCUCCGCCCCUAAGGACUUGACUGUGAUUGGUCGUGAGGGCCGACCCAGAUCCAUUCUCAUCAGUUGGCAGCCGCCCCUGGAAGCUAACGGCAGGAUUACAGGUUAUAUUGUGUACUACACGCUGGAUAAGAACAUGCCUAUCGAUGACUGGGUGAUGGAGCCCAUCAGUGGAGACAGGCUGACCCACCAGGUGAUGGACCUAAAUCUGGACACCGUCUACUACUUCCGCAUCCAGGCCAAAAACGCCAAGGGAGUGGGGCCACUUUCCGACCCUGUCCAGUACAGAACAUCAAAAGUUGAGCACCCUGACAAGAUGGCCAAUGACCAAGGUCGUCAUGGAGACAGCGGCUACUGGCCCUCUGACAAUAACCUGAUUGACAGGAGCAGUCUGAACGAGCCCCCCAUUGGUCAGAUGCGGCCGCCCCAUGGCAGCGUGACCCCUCAGAAGAACAGCAACCUGCUGGUCAUCAUCGUAGUGUCUGUGGGCGCCGUCACCAUCGUGGUCGUGGUCAUAGUGGCUCUUAUUUGCACUCGACGAACCUCCGCCCAGCAGAGGAAAAAACGGGCCACUCACAGUGCAGGGAAGAGGAAAGGAAGUCAGAAAGACCUUCGGCCUCCUGACCUGUGGAUCCACCAUGAGGAGAUGGAGCUGAAGAACAUCGAGAAGCCCUCAAGCUCCGCCCCCUCUGGCCGCGAAUCACCAAUCCAGAGCUGUCAAGAGAUCGCUCCGGUCAGCCACAGCCAGUCAGAGAGCCAGAUGGGCAGUAAAAGUAGUCACUCAGGUGGUGAUGCGGAUGAAGCCUCAAGCAGCAUAUCCACGUUAGAGCGCUCCCUGGCUGCCCGGAGGGCCACGCGCACCAAGAUGAUGAUCCCUAUGGACUCGCAACCCAGCAAUACACCGGUGGUGAGUGCCAUCCCAGUGCCCACCCUGGAGAGCUCUCAGUAUCCAGGCAUCCUGCCCUCGCCCACCUGCGGGUACACCCCCCACUCCAAAUUCACUCUCAGACCGAUGCCCUUCUCCACACUCUCCGUGGACCGAAGCUACGCCUCAGCCAUGGCAGCCGAGGGGGCGGCUCCGCUUGGCCCGCAGCAGCAGCCGGCCCUGAUCCCCACGGUGCAGUCCGAACCAUCAGGCUCAGAGGAAAUGCCCAGCCGCACCAUCCCCACCGCCUGUGUACGGCCCACUCACCCCAUGCGCAGCUUCACCAACCCACUACUGCCCCCUCCCAUGGGCACCAUCGAGCCCAAAGUCUACACACCCAUGAUGCCCCAGACAGGUGGAAGUCUUCCUAAACCCCAGGUCAAAACAGCCUCUUUAGGACAGGCUGGAAAAGCCAGAUCACCAUUACUGCCCGUGUCAGUUCCAACUGCCCCUGAAACAGCAGAGGAGGGCCAGAAACCACCUGAAGACCCUGCAAGUGUAUAUGAACAGGACGAUCUGAGUGAACAGAUGGCCAGUCUAGAGGGGCUGAUGAAGCAGCUGAACGCCAUCACCGGCUCGGCCUUUUAACGUCCAGGGCGGACUGCAUGCGUCCUGAACCCACAAGUUUAGGCAGAGGAACGAGACACUCUGAACUGGGCCUGAGGCCUUUCGGACUCUCCAGUGUCCCGCGUUCCUUUGCUCUGGCGUUCGUUCCACUCUGCAGUCAUGUGUUCAUCGGCAAAACUCUGCGAUGAGACCGAAAAAAGGGAAAAAUCACACAACAGGCUUGCAGGAGGCAGCGAUAUUUUUUGUUGUUGUUUUGUUUGUUUUUACAUUGACCCCCAUUUGGAGUUCAAGUUUUGGGCCACCUCGAGAUGUUCAUCAGCAAAAACCUGCAAGGAGACGGAUAAAAAGGGAAAAGACUCAUAGGAGACUGUUCUUUGCCUUUGUUCUUUUCUUUUUUCCCCAUCAACCUCUUGCUGAUGGGUUCUCAUUAUGGGCCACGGGCCACUCUGAGAUGUUUCCUUCGGCACCACUUUCCAGAUCUUUUGGCCAUUUUGUUUUGGUUUGGUGGGCGGAUCUGUUAUCACUCUCACCACCUCUCCACCAGCAUCUCUGGUGCAUGGAAGCUGGAGAAGACUCUGAUCUCCAGUUUCUGAGUAGGAAACAAGUCUUUCACACUCUUCCAUCGUCCCACUCUUUGCUCAGGUCCAUCUCUCUGUUGCUCAAAUGUUCCCUCUCUCCAGACCUGCCCAGCCCACUGCUAAGGUCACCACUUUCUUGGCCUUUGCUGAAAACAUCAAGCUUAUGAGGACAUUUCUUUACAGACAUCGUGGCAAUUUCUUUCUGCCAAGAAUCCUUAACACAGGUUACUCUUAUGUACUGCUUUUUGAGAAGGUUCAUCUGCCUACACGUUUGCAUCAACACUCAGCGGCCAUUCAUUUGGAGUGAAGCGAGAAGACCAAGUGAUCUUUCCUCUGGACCCCGUUGGACCAUGCAAGAGCAUAUCUUGUGGCUAAAAUGAAAGAAUCCAUUUCAUUCACAAAUAUACCUCGUUCUUUUUUUGUUUUUUUCCCGUCUCACAGUUGACGAACUGUUACCGAGAGGUUAUUUUACUGUGAAAACAAAAAACGAUGCAUAAAUUAUGUACAUUUAUUAUAUUGUAUAUUUUUACAUCAACCGAUUCAGUAAAAAGCUGCAACUAUUUUUGAGGAACGUUUAAAAAAAAACACAAAAAAAGACAGGAAAAAAUGCGGCUUGUAGCUCUCAUGAUCACUUUGUGCUGUUACGAAUACUUUCCUAGUUACGAAUACUUAUAACCUGAAGCCUAUAACCACUGAAGGUGGGGUGGGAUGGGGGUUAAAGAAGACACUGUGGUGUUGAAGGAAUUGUGAGACGUUACGAAAAUAACACGUCCUUUGACUUUGUCCCCCACCCAUAUUUGGAGUUCCUGUGCUUUUUUUUUUUUUCCUCAUGACUGGUGAUGGGUAGAUGUCUUCAGGAUGAGGGAGGAGAGAGGGAGCAAGCGAAGGACAGCGAUGGAUGAUGAGCGCACAGCAAACGUGGCGAUCUGUUUUUUGUUUUUUUACGAUAGGGAGUUGUGUCACAUAAAGCGGUGAAUACUGUUGAGUCAGCAUGCUCUCUUCAUCGUUCUCCUCGCAAUGCUUUUGCUUGUUUUUCUUUUCCGUUUGCCCUUAAAAUCUUUUUUUUUAUAUGGAAGGGAGAGAAGCGAAGUUUGUACGUGCCUAUAUUCUUCAUUUCUUUGUUCUUUCCUUUCACAGUACUUUAUUUAUUUAUUCAGCGUGAAAAACUCUUCUUUUCUUCUUGUAAUUGCACUUGCCGAAACUUGCAAGACACACAAAAAAAAAACCGCAGAAAAACAAGAUUAUCAUUCCUUCUGCCCAGAAAGAUCAAGA
This is a messenger RNA of Pygocentrus nattereri (red-bellied piranha), 6486 nucleotides long. It is a transcript of the gene dcc, whose product is annotated as DCC netrin 1 receptor. NCBI's taxonomy places the organism in Eukaryota, Metazoa, Chordata, Actinopteri, Characiformes, Serrasalmidae. Gene Ontology annotation, biological process: cell-cell adhesion. Bases 311 to 4657 code for a protein of 1448 amino acids. The transcript is spliced from 29 exons. The record is from RefSeq and is a predicted model, not a curated record. Gene Ontology annotation, molecular function: protein binding. Gene Ontology annotation, cellular component: membrane.